Messenger RNA from Onychostoma macrolepis, 5937 nucleotides. It is a transcript of the gene opcml, whose product is annotated as opioid binding protein/cell adhesion molecule-like. NCBI's taxonomy places the organism in Eukaryota, Metazoa, Chordata, Actinopteri, Cypriniformes, Cyprinidae. Gene Ontology annotation, biological process: cell-cell adhesion. Bases 436 to 1476 code for a protein of 346 amino acids. The transcript has 7 exons. Gene Ontology annotation, cellular component: cell-cell junction; neuron projection. The record is from RefSeq and is a predicted model, not a curated record. Gene Ontology annotation, molecular function: cell adhesion molecule binding.
CGUUUCAGCACCUCCGGAGGUGUUCACGCAUGAACAUCCUCUCGAAGUCGCGGUCAGUUUAUACGGGUCCAAUUAAAGUGAAUUUGAAAACGACGAGGCUCAGAACGAGGCUGAAGCAUCUUUAAGAGCGCGCGCAUCUCUCGGAGAGCGCGAGCAACAUAUGCGCUGCCUCUGAAGACUCGGUACAGCACCUCAGUGUGUCUGAAAACGCGUGAAAAACGUUUCACCUGACUGCUGAAAACUUUCAAGGAAUAUUUGCGAGCGUUUUGAAGGAUUUCCUGUCAGUAACACUGAGUAAAACUAAUACUUUUGGAGAUAUUUAGAGGACGGAAUACGAAGUGAACGCUGUGUUCCGAGGGGAAUCACAUUUACGCUCCUUCAGUUAUACGCUUCUUCUUUACGCGGACGGAAGUUUCUGAGUUUCCUGACAGAAAAAUGGGCAUAAUUGGUUAUUUUGAGCUGCAGUGGAAAUGCCUGGUUGUUGUGGCUCUAAGACUGCUGUUCCUUGUGCCCGCAGGAGUGCCAGCGAGAAGCGGAGAAUCUUAUUUAAAGGACAACAUCACUGUCAGACAAGGAGACAGUGCUGUGUUGAAGUGCAAUGUGGACAACAAAGUAUCACGGGUGGCAUGGCUCAACCGGACCACUAUCCUCUUCACAGGGAAUGAAAAAUGGUCAUUGGACCCCCGGGUGGUCCUACUAAACACAGCAGUCACUGAAUAUAGUAUAAAGAUCAUAAACGUGAACUUAUACGACGAGGGGCCGUACGUGUGUUCCAUCCUCACGAACAAGAAACCAGAAUCGACAAAAGUGCAUCUCAUCGUACAAGUUCCUGCCAGGAUUGUAAACAUAUCCGCAGAUGUUUCAGUGAACGAGGGCAGUAACGUAAGCCUCAUGUGUCUGGCCAUCGGACGACCUGAACCCAGCAUUUUGUGGAAAUUCCGUUCUUCCAAAGGUGACGGAAAAGGUAAUAGAAUCAUUACUGAGGGCGAAUAUGUGGAAAUGACUGGAAUCACCAAAGACAUGUCCGGCUCGUACGACUGCAUCACGUCAAACGACAUCUCGCCUCCAGACGUGAGGACUGUUCAGGUUACCGUAAACUAUCCACCUGUCAUUUCGCGAGCUCGGAGCACAGGAACGGCUGUCGGCCAGAAAGGAGUUUUGUGGUGCGAGGCGUCUGCCGUUCCUCUGGCGGAUUUUCAGUGGUAUAAGGGGGAGCGCAGACUCUUGAACGGACUCAACGGGGUCAAGAUCGAAAACAAGGGGAAACAGUCCAUGCUAACGUUCUUUAACGUCUCGGAAGAGGAUUAUGGGAACUACACCUGCGUGGCCAUGAACACGCUGGGAAUAACAAACGCCAGCAUCAUUUUGUACGGCCCCGGAGCAAUACACGAUGUGAACAACGCAGCCUUAUCGCCAGCCAAUUCAUUCAUGCUUCUGACUCUCGUUUUAACACUUUCGGUCCUCAGCAAGUUUUGAUGCUAAAGCAGCGUGUCCGUUUCUCCGUACACACACAGACUCACAGUCCCACACACAGAGAAGGAGAGUACUUUAUCAGUUAUUAUUAUCGUCAUCAUCAUUUGAAUUAUUUUGCCUUAUGUUGCGUUUCUGAAGGGAAGUGUCAGUGUGGGUUUAUGGGUCUGUAAUAAGAUGCUUUGGGAUUUAACCGUGUUUUGAAACAGUGAACUGGACUGUGAAUGGAGUCAGUUUGUUAGCUGGGUAGAAAUAAUAAUAGAACCACUAUAUGUGUCUCUCCAACCUUUUGUAUGUGAAAAGAGAAGCAAAAAUUCAUGUAAUCGUGAAUAACUGAAUGGUUUUUUUGCUCAGUAUUGAACAGUGUGAAUUGAGGUUACUGGUGUCCUGUUUUCCUGUAAAAUAACAUGAUUUUUCUUUCUUUUUUAAAAUAAAUCGAUAAAAAUGACAAACAGCAAAAAAGACAGAAAUAAAAGAAUUUUAAAAAGCUUCAGUGGGCCCAGAAGCUAUUUGGACACUUGAGUCACACUAAAAAAUGUCUGAAUGGCAUCAACAAGUAAAUUAUCUCUUUUCUCAGAACUUACUUCACUUUUCUUGCAUUUCCAUUUUCAUCCUCUUACUUUUUUUUCCCAAUUACUUUUAAUUCCCUUUAAAUGUGGUUUUUAGUGGAUGUAUGAAAUCACUUCACCAGUGUAAACUGCAAUAUGAACAUUGACUUUUUAACAGUUCUAUUAUAAAAACAAACCCAAAUAAACAAUAUUACCUAACAGAGUACAAAAAUUCUGCUUUUCCAUCACAGAAAUAAAUAACAUUUUAAAACACACACACACACAUAUAUAAAUAUAUAUAAAAAGAAAAAAAGAAAGAAACCCAUUAUAUUAAAAACACACUGUAUUAAUGUAUUAAAAAAAAUGUCAUUUAUUUAUUUGAUGGCCAUUACUUUAGUGACAAUGUUACUGUUUAUUUGGUUCAAUGAUUUAUCAUCUAAUACAAUGACAUUCACGCAUAACGUGUGGCAUAAUUGUCCAAAUACGUUUUUUUGGGGAUCCUGUAUGUGAUAUUUGAUUUACUGUACAUGUACAGAUGUAUGCAAAUACUGUUCACACACACAUAAGAUCUAUGCGUUCAAUAUAAUAUAGCACACAGUUCCUAAAAACAUAGCGCAUCCUCAAUGCUCAUCUGCCAUUGACGGUGUUCAAAUGACAAAGGAAUCACAACGAUAACCUGCACGUGUUCUUGUACUGAGCUGACAUAGUAACAAGCAGUAGGAUAGACUCCUUACCUGGUCUAAUAUGUUUUACGCUGCUCUUAGAUAUGUUUUUAAUAUAGACGCAGACAGUAUGCCCUAAUGUAAGCUACUUAAAAUCUGUCCCUCAUAUAAAGACCCUUUAGGACGACAGCUGUUGCAAGCUGUAUAAUCAUAAACGUACCAAAUGGGACAGAGGAACUGAUCUGAACACUUUGAAUAGAGAUUUCCUCUAUAAAGUCCAAAAGAGUGAUUAGUCUCGAUCUCCACAGGUCACAUUUAUACCACCAAAUAAACAUCAGUCAUUGUAUAUUUUGUUGUAAAUCCCUUUCCAGAGACAUUUGUGUUGUUUUAGACAAAUUGAAUUUGCUUUGGAUGACUCUACUGGAGAGUUUCAACUUCUUUCUCAGGUUUUUGGUGCUGAGUUUCUUUUAAGUGUGUAUGAUUUUGUAUUCUUGAGUCUUGGUGAAGUAAAUUUGACAGAAGCCAAAACUGUUAUCGCAAAUGAUAUAAUAAAAUGAUGAUAUUUAAUAACUUCUGAGGACAAAGAAGUCCCAGUAACAGACAUAUUUCCUUGCAUAUCUGUGGGUGAUAACCAUCAAGUUAUCCGUGAUCUUUAGCACUAAUUUCCACACUAAUAUAAUGUCAUAUAAAUGUCAAAUUGUGCAUGUCUGAGCAGGUGGAAGAAUAUGGUAAUCUCAGAUUUCAUCUAUUUCAUAUUCCAUAUCUUUCCUUUCAUAAGUCUGCUGAUUUAGCAGCCGUACUUUCGUACUCGUUACUUUAUGAAAGCCGACCCGUCAACACGCUCAUAAGGGACUUUGGAGACCCACCAGAACUGUCCACUUAUCAGUAGCGCGCAGUGUACAAGAGCUUAAAGAAAUAGUUCACCCAAAAAAUUGCUGAAAAUGUACUCACCCUCAGGCCGUCCAACAUGAGUUUGUUUCUUUAUCGGAACAGAUUUGGAGAAAUUUACCAUUAUUACCAAUGGAUACUCUGCAGUGAAUGGGUGCCGUCAGAAUGAGAGUCCAAACAGAUGCUAACAAUGGUUUGAUGUUAAUGAUAGUCAUGUGGAUUGUCGAUUAUUGUGAUUUAUUAUUUUUUUUAUCAGCUGUUUUGGACUCUCAUUCUGACGGCACCCAUUCACUGCAGAGGCUCCAUUGGUAAGCAAGUGAUACAUUGCUAAAAUUGUCCAGAUCAGUUCUGAUGAAAACAAACAAACAAACAAACAAACUCAUCUACAUCUUGGAUGGCCUGAGGAUGAGCACACUUUCAUUUUUAGGUGAAAAUUUCUUUAAAAGUACCUCUAAGGAAAUACAGACAGUCAACAAGCACUCAACCCACACGGCUAACAUUACAGCGCUAAAAUGAGACCUUGUCAGUGAGCUGUCUGCAUUCAGCUUCAGUGAGCACUGUCAACAGCGUUAGACAAACACUCUGAAGAGGAAUGUUUCAAGUCCAAGGUCUGCCACAUCACAGAGAAAUAAAUAUAUGCCCAUAGAUUGUAAAUGACCUUUCAAAGUGAAAUUCCUGCACUCUUAAUUUGAAGGAUGCUGCUCUGUGACCGACUGAAUGGUUUUUGUGACUGAUGUUAGCAUGGCGGAGCUCUUUCAAAAGGAUAUCAGAUCAUGUGAACGCAGAGUUGAACUAUUAAUUAGACCUCAUCGUGAUCAUGACAUUCAUGAGCUCUUUACGUUAAGCGCGACACUGUUCUUCAACAUGCAGUACAUUAAAAAUGCUGUAUGUGAACAAAAAAAAAAAAAGAAAUAUAUGCAAAUAUUUAUCCUGGUUUUAUUUGAUUGUUAAAUAUGAGGACGGUGUAAUUGCGGAGAUCAACACACCUUUUCCUUGUUAGCGUUGUGCCUUGCGUGCAUUAAAAAAAAGUAUCAUGUGGUAGUGCAAUCGAAUAGAUUCAGUAUCGACCCUGGAAACGUCUGCUUGGGAUGAGUUUUUGUAAACAACCGGCUCAUUAAAUUGAGUUAUUUUAGGGUUUCGAAAGACAUCAAAUCAUCUUUUGAUAAGUAUCAUUAAUUAUCAGUAUCUCAGUUGUGUUUGGAGUGAAAUUGCCCAAUGAUUUCUGGUGAAUUUUGUAACAGGUUAAAGUACAUAAAUAGGCUGUACUGUAGAUUAUUAGAGUAUCAUUUUGGUAUGUCGGUUCACUUUUUAAAACACUAAUAUUGUGACAGUGAAGAUGCUAUUGACCAAUGUCAUUUUAACUGCUGGGAUGAACGGUACAAACCACAGACUGUGGCGCUACAACCUUCACAGCAAUCGACAGUAGUGUACAUAAAAUGGCAUUGCAAAUCCAUUUAAGUUACAAACAGGUAUAAUUCAGAAUGUAAUUGUUUUGCUUUAUUUUUUUAAUCGAUAUAUUUAUAUUUAUUGUCGUCUGAGGGAAACAAAAUAGCAAACAUUCAAUAACAGCACUCUGGAUUUUUGCUGACCUGAUCGCCGUUAUUUUAAAACUGCUGCAAGUAUACAUGCUACAUCUAAUCAUAGCAACAGUGUUUCACCCAAAAUCUCUUGGCAAAAACAUAUUUUGCCCUCCCUUGCAAAACUGUAUUGUAUGUUUGUAUUUAUUUUUCUGUCUCUAUCUAGUUACGAUUGUAAAGUGUAUGAUACCUUAACAUUUGCAACAUACAGCUCUCUCAAUGUGCAUGUACAGCCGUAGUUGUAUUUUUCUUUUUUUUACUAUUGGAAAAUGAGUACAAGACUGUUGUAUGUGUUCUGUGUAAUAAAGUUAAGAAUAUUUUCUUCUAGUUUGCGGUUGUUAGUUAUCUAACGUACUGUCAUAGAAGCUUUUAAAAAGGGAUGCACAAUCUUUCAGCACCAUAUUGGUUAUUGAUAUUGGAUAUUUAAUUGUGAAUGCCUAUCUUUAACUUUAGAUGACCUUUGUUAAUGGUAACGCUUUACAAUAAGGUUUCAUUUGCUAACAUUAAUUAACUGCAUUAGUUAAUAAGAACUAACAAUGAAAAUGACUUCUAAAGCAUUAUUAUUCUUAGUUAAUGUUAAUUACUAAUACAUUUUUUAAAUCAAAAUUGUACCUUGUGUUAAUAUUAUUUAAUGAAUAAAAAUGUACAGCUGUAUUUUUAUUGAUUAACGUUAAAAAAAGCAAUUGCUCAUUGUUAGUUAAUGCUAGUGUGUCAGUUAAUUAGUUAUUGCAUUAACCAAUGUUAACUAAUUGGGCCUUAUUAAAAUGUUGCCAUGUUAGUCUUUAAAAACAA